Molecule: messenger RNA, 2763 nt
Organism: Chinchilla lanigera (long-tailed chinchilla)
Lineage: Eukaryota; Metazoa; Chordata; Mammalia; Rodentia; Chinchillidae
Gene: Sp110
Product: SP110 nuclear body protein
Exons: 10
Coding region: 168-1286 (372 amino acids)
Biological process (GO): regulation of transcription by RNA polymerase II
Cellular component (GO): nucleus
Molecular function (GO): DNA-binding transcription factor activity, RNA polymerase II-specific; DNA binding
Source: RefSeq, a predicted model, not a curated record
CAGCUCCCGCCCCAGCUUCCUGCUUCUCCGGCCCUAACACUUUCGUUUUUCUUUCCCCUGCAGCCCGCCCCAAAAGGCGCAAGCGGAUUUUGUUUCAUCUGUGGCGUUUCUGUCCAAGCCCAGGAACCUGGAAAGGACGGAAGCCCAGGCCAAAUCCAGAGCCCAGGAUGUUCGCUGUGAGCAGGGCCUUGGAAAAGGCUCUUCUUCAGCACUUCAUGCAGCAGAAGCUGGAGAUCGCCUAUGCCAUAAACAAGCCAUUUCCCUUCUUUGAAUUGCUCCGAGACAAGUCCUUCAUCAGUGAGAGUACGUACACGGAGUCUCUGGAAGCCUGUAGAAAUUUGGUUCCUGUGUGCAGAGUGGUGUACAACAUUCUCACCAAACUGGAGAAGACUUUUAACCUGUCGCUUCUGGUGACGCUGUUCGGCCAGAUUAACCUGUAUGAAUACCCUAGUCUGAAGAAGAUUCUCAGAAGCUUCAUAAAUGUCGGCACCUCCUAUGGAGAGAGGAGCAGAACCGCGGCAAUCCCACUGAAAUUUCCUGCUGACCCAGAAGAAGGGAGCUCUCUCCAGACCCUGCUGCAGCUGCUCCCGCCCCAGCCACCUCCAGCAAGACAUCUGUCCUGUGCGCCCACGGUCAGUGAGGCCAGAGCAUCCUUGCAGCAAACCAGUGAGGGCUUGGACAAACCACCCAGCCCUUCUGCCCCGGCUGUGGCACUUCUUGGACUCAUCCUUGGAGAAGGAAGUACUCCAGUGGCCAGUGACAACUUAACAUCUAAAAGAAAGAAGGAAGAAGAUUCACAAGAGAUGCCCAGCCUUCCCUCUGGCACUAGGCAAGCGUUAGAAGAUGCUUCUGCUGAAUCCAGUGACCCAGAAGAGCCCCAGGAAGCACCCAGCACAUCUGCAAAAAAGAAAGGAAAGAAAAGGAAAGUGUGUAUCUGGUCAAGUCCAAAAAGAAGGCAUAAGAAAAAAUGUCUCCCAGAAGAAAACCCCACAGAGAACACCGUGGAUUUCUUCUCCCCUACCCUUCCUGUGACCUGUGGUGAGGUGAAGGGGAUUUUAUACAAGAAGAAAAUGGAACAAGGUGGAGCCUCAGAGAAGAGCAUUCAGAAUGAGAAGGGAACUUGGGUCUCACCAAAAGAAUUCACAGUUGAAGGAAAGAGGGAGAGAUCAAAAAACUGGAGGAGGAGUGUGCGCUGCGGAGGGCAGACCCUGGCACAACUAAUAGAGAAUGGAAUUUUGCUCUGUCCUCCAGCAACAGCUCUCACCAGAAAGGCACUCAGAAGGUAAAUUCCUGCUGCCUUUUCUCCCUCAGCCCGGCUUCCAGCCCACGGCUCACAUUCGGAUACAGCGUCUUCAUUGAGACUACACUGGCACACGCGCGAUGGUUUCCAUGGUGAAGUAAACGGCUCUCCAAAAUAAAAGUCAAGACAAAAGCUGGGGAUGUCCAUGUGUUCUUGGAAAAGAUCUGGAUAUUGGGGUGACUGCAAACCAUGGGUGUCAGAAAUAGAUGCUCUUUUGAAAAGCAGAUAUAGCAUUAAACGGGACCAGAGCAGUUUGUGCCAGGGCAGGAGGAUCAUCCUCAGCUGAAUACCAAGUUUCGCCAACGCUCUGCGCUUAUUUUCAGUAGCAUCAGGCGGGAAGAGCAAGGUUGUAUGCGUCUCGGGCAGGCCUCCAGGGGAAUGGCAGCCCUCUGCCGCAUGAACUUGUGCACCAGCUUCUUUUCUUGCUUACACAUACUCUCUGGCCUUCGGUCCUCCUGGAGGUGAAUGUCCACUGAAGGCAGUGGUGCCCAGGAAACUAGCCUGGCCCUUGGCCGUACAUGCCGAGUGUAAGGCAGAGGUCCUCUACUACCAUUUAGGUACAAACCAUCUCUUUCACACUGCUUUGAAAUACCUUGGGAAUCAGAGCUGCUCCUUGAAACAUCAUGAUAGAAAAAUAUUAUGGAAGAGCAGAAAUUGCAUCGACAUUAUCAAAUAAACCAAUACGUCUACAGAAUGAGCAGAAUGAGUUUUUUAAAGACACAUGUAUUUGUAGGUGCUGCUAGGGUCUGAAUGUCCCCACCAAAACUCAUGUUGAAAUAUAAUCUCCAUUGUGAGAUUAAUCCAGCUAUGGUAUUUGGAAGUGGGACCUUCAGGAGCUAAUGAAGGUUAAAGCUAAAGGUUAAGCUGAUGAAAGUGGGGUCCUCAACCAAAAGGGUGGUGAGGCUCCUCUUUUAUAAAAAGAGGAGGCGAGCCUGAACUAGAACUGUCUGCUUGCCGUGUGAUGUCCUGCUCUGCUUGGGACUCACCGGGUGAGGCCACUCCGUCUUGAACUUCCAAGCUUUUGAAACCGGAGCUGACUACACAUUUAUUGUCUGUAGUUGACUCAGUCUGUGGUAUACAGUUGUAGUAACAGAAAGUAAACUAAGACAGCCACUGAUCCUUCAGCCAAGGGGAAACAGGUCUUCAGGAAGCUUACGGUGGUGACAGUGUGUGGAAAGAAUCCAGUCUGGUAAUAGGGGGGUCUGUCCUGAAAAAGUCUCUGGAAAAAUCAACUGCACUCACUCUGGGAGAGGAUUACAGGGACCUUUGCCUUCUGUCCGAUACACUUAUGUACUAUUUGAACUUUUAUAAUGACUAUUGUAACCAGAAAAAUUGGGUAGGAUUACAGGAACCUUUGCCUUCUGCAGUCUAUACUUAUGUACACUUGGAAUUUUUAUAGUGACUAUUACUUUUGUAACCUGAAAAAAAAUAAAGAUCUUUAAAAUCCAGAACAUUAAUUAAUA